UUCCUGGACGCGCGCGCCAUGUGUGAGCGCGCACGCAGGGCGGGGAGUGCGGGGGCGCGCGCGUGCGCAGGCUCCGCGCGGAGGGACGAGGCAGGGCAGCGGAACCACCGCCAGGUCUGCUCUGGGUCCACGCCGCCCGUCGUGCCGCCCGCCCAGCGUCCGUCGCCGCUGCUGCCAUGGGAGUGCAGGUGGAGACCAUCUCCCCCGGAGACGGGCGCACCUUCCCGAAGCGCGGCCAGACCUGCGUGGUGCACUACACGGGAAUGCUUGAAGAUGGAAAGAAAUUUGAUUCCUCCCGGGACAGAAACAAGCCCUUUAAGUUUAUGUUGGGCAAACAGGAGGUGAUCCGAGGCUGGGAAGAAGGGGUCGCCCAGAUGAGUGUGGGUCAGAGAGCCAAACUGACUAUCUCCCCAGACUACGCCUAUGGUGCCACUGGGCACCCAGGCAUCAUCCCACCAAACGCCACUCUCGUCUUUGACGUGGAGCUUCUAAAACUGGAAUGACAGGAAUGGCCUCCUCCCUUAGCUCCCUGUUCUUGGAUCUGCCAUGGAGGGAUCUGGCGCCUCCAGACAUGCGCACGUGACUCCGUACGGAGCUUUCCUUGAUGUUCCACUAUACUCUUUGUAUAAACAUCUACCCCGACUGAAUGUGUUUUAUCACUCGGCUUUGCUUCCGACACCUCCGUUUCCUUUUCCCCCUUCUCCUUGUAUGUAUGUUGACUUAAACUAUAUGCCAUCGACCUCAGAUUACUUAGUUUAUUUUGUUCUGGUUUUGGGGUGAAGAUUCCGUUUCAGUCUUUUGGAUCUAGGUUUCCACUCAAGCAUAUGAUCCAGUAUUAACAGCACAACAAUGGGUUAAUUUGAGGAUAGGAAUUGGUAUUGGGGAGGGGGGUGUGCAAGAAACUUUUAUUUUAUUUUAUUUUUUUUGGAUAAAAUUUUUAUUAUAUAUUAAGCAUUCUUGCUGCUGUGCUGCAAAGCCAUAGCAGAUGUGAGGCGCUGUUGAGGGCUGAGUUAUUCUCCAAGUUGAGAGAUGUCUUUGGGUUGGAUUAAAAGCCCUACCCACAACUAAAAUGGGGAAGGGGAGAGCCUUUGCCUCCACCAGCCCCACCCCACCCUCCCCUUAAAGCUGCUGCCUUUUGAAAGCAGAUUAUUUUCACUGCGGUGUUGGACACUACAGGUAUUUGUCCCCGGGCCAGCAGGGACCUUUGAAGCCUUCUUUGUGGCCUGGCUUACAUAUUUUUUUUUCUUUGCCAUCCUGUGGUUUUUCUAAAGGAUUUUCAGGACUUUUGUAAUCUUAUAGCUGUCAGAGCUCCACCACUUCCUAAAUUUUAAGAAUUUUAAUUGAAAGUUUAAAUUGAAGGUGCUGUUUGUAGACACUUAAUACCCAAAUGAAAGCCCAGCCAUCAUGACAAAUUCUUGAUUGUUCUCUAAGAAAAUGAUGCUGGUCAUCGCAGCUUCAGCAUCUCCUGAUUUUUGAUGCUCAGCUCUCCCUGCUGAUCUCAAAGUUUCCUGGCUUUUCCUUCCUGCUCUCACCCCUUUGCUGUCCUGUGUAGUGAUUUGGUGAGAGAAGUUGUUGCUGCCCCCACCCCCACACCUUCUGCACCACAUAUAAGUUUCAAGUUUUAUUAUUGCAAUAAAAGUGCUUUAUGCUGGCUUUUCUCAG
This is a messenger RNA of Orycteropus afer afer, 1662 nucleotides long. The record is from RefSeq and is a predicted model, not a curated record. Lineage: Eukaryota; Metazoa; Chordata; Mammalia; Tubulidentata; Orycteropodidae.